AAGCCGAGCGAGGAGACGGGAGAGACACCACACACGGCACAAGAUGGCCGGAGAGGCAGCAGCAACCCGAGCUGUCAGGCGGCCCGCCGCGGCCCACGGGUCCGCGGCUGCGCCGGGAGCAGCGCCCGGGCGUCCCGGAGGGCUCCGGGCAGCGAGGAGGCCGCGGCGGAGGCGAGGCGGCCGCGCGCGCGGGUGCGGGAGCCCGCGGCAGGAGGCGCCCGGGAAGGCCGGGCCCGCGGCGCCCGGGGCUCCGCUGCGGUAGCGGCGGGGCUGGCGGUGCGCGCGGCCGGGAGGCGUCCCGCACCGUGGGCGGGAGGCUGCGGCGGGAGACCCGUCCCGGAGACGCGGGGAAGAGCGAGCCCAUGGCGCUGGCGGCCGCGCUUCGACCCGGUAACUUACAAGAUUAUAAUUAGUGUGGUUGCUGAUGAUUCUGAAUAAAUACAGCUUUUAUCACAGGUGUGCCAUUUUGAAGACGGAGACAAUAGAGUUUUACCUUUGAGAAUAAAGGAGAGCCCUUGGAAAAUUCUGUAUUUUAUAUAGCAAAAAUGUGGAUCCCAGAUGGAAUGAAAUUACCUAUACCAUAGACAUUUUUGAAGCAUUUACAUCCAGUUACCUUGAAGAGUUUCAAAUGGACCAUACCACUGAGAAAUCAAGAUGGCAGCCCACUAUGGGGAAUUGAGGAAAAUGGAUUAAUCCAAGAAUGCUGUGAUAUUAUACAACCAUCCCAGGGUUCUUUUAAUGUGGAUUCCAUGAAAUGAACGAUUCUUACCCAACACAAAUGGACAGUGGGAUUUACUUUCUAAAGACUUGUUACAUAUCAUGUACAUUUUAACAUCUGGAGAAGAUGCUACAUUUAUUCAAAUGGUAGUUUGUAUUUCUGGAAUUUCUUACAAUUUUGAUCUGAGUGACCAUAUGGAAUGUUAACUUCAAUAAAAUCUCUAAAACUUAAAAGAUUUCUCAGUUUGGCCCUUUUUUAAAUUUUUUUUUUUUAAAGUGGAAGCUUUCAUUAAAUGUUCAUUUCCCCUUAAAAUCAUUUUGACCUUUAUCGUUUGCUUUUCAUUAAAGUAUACUGAAUAAAGCUGGUAAAAUGGAAUGGUGUACUGGAGAAUGUUUUGUUUGAUUGGGAUUUAUGUUUAUUGGCAAAGCUGUGUCUGUGUACCUGUGCUUAGUGGAAUGACCCUUUGGUUAAAAAGCAGUUUGGUUGGUGUUCAUUAUAGGAUUUAAAUGAAUUUCAUUGAAUUUGUUUGGGUCUUUUCAAAACAUUUUGCAUUUUAAUCAGUGGGUAAUAGGAACCUUGAAAGUGUCAUGAGAUUAUAAUGAAUUUACAAAACAAAGUAAAGUACUUGUUGGCUACACAGACUGAGACCAAGUAUCUCAAUUUGUGUUGAUGCAAAUGGCCUCGUUGACCUGUGUUUUUAAAGUAUAAAUAAAACAUCUCUCAGUAGAAUGCUCAUCAAUAUUUGAGUUAUACUGAUGUUUGUAUUGUCUAACAUUAGAUGUGUAUUUGUAGGGCUUUUAGGGUAUAAUACACACCAAAGGUCCUAAAACAGCAGUGCAAUUUACAUUUGAAAAAAAUCUUGUUUCCUUCUGUUAUACAGUUGGGAGUUUAAAUGAAUCACACCAUGCUUUGGAUUAUCCAUGGUUGGAAUCAAAUGACAGGUUUUUAUUUAUUGAUCUUAGCUAGUAACAGUUUCGGUAACUAAUGUAAAGAAAUGAUGGGGAUUUGUUUUGUGGACCAAAUGACCAUUGAUUAUAUUUUCUCAAUAUAGAAAACAAAGAACAAAAUAACCCAUUGUUAAUGUAAAAUACCUUAGAAUACACAUCUAUGGUUAAUACACAUGCAAUGUUGUUCAUUGAGUGAUGUGAGGUAGUUGGUUGGUCUUAGUGUAAAUUGGAAAAUGAAUUUUGGAUUUUUGUUUGGAUGCAAAAAUAUCUGUAGAUUUGAAACUUGAUUGUGGAUUUUACAUUUACUUAUAUUUAACAUAAUUGCUUUUGGUUGUAAAUCUAAAGCGGAUUGCCACAUUGAUGGAGUGACAUGGUUUUGACCAAUUAUAGGGUUUAGUAAAGGAAUGUUUUGAGUUUUUAGGGUCUGUAUGUGGUAUACUUGUCUGUAUGGGAGAGAACACUGCAUUUGUAAUUUUGUUUCUAUAGACUUUGUGUUUUCACCUUUAGGGAGUUUGUCUUCAAAAGUUUGAUAAUUGGCUGUUAGAUGUGUCCUGUUGUAAAUGACCUGUUGUUGAUGAAAUAUGAGUGUACCUAGAAUUGGAUUUGAAAUAUGAGUGAAGCAUUGGGCUAUGCUGGUUAUUUUGGUUUUGGAGUUGAGGUUGAGUUUUUGAUUGAAGGGUGACCAUGGUUGGUGUAUAUUCUUGAUUUUGUAGUUACUCAUUUUGCCCAGAUGAGUUUAAGAAGUAAAUAUGUAACGAGUAUGAGAAUUUUUUAAUGUGUGGCGCCUCCAAGGUUAUAUAAUGGGUUAAAGAAUUUUCAUGAUUCUGGGUGGGGUAGGAUGGUUGUAUUAAGUUUUGCUCUACUGCAACUGAACACUAGGGAGGCGCUCUUGAGUUGUAAAAAAAUUACCCCUUCCAGUUGGGGUGGACAAUUCCCCUUUAAACUUAAUCUUUAGAUGGUUUUUAGGGACCAUAAAGAAGGCAAGAGUUGAGUAAUUUAUAGUAUUGCUGGUGCUUCUAGCUACAAGCUAUUUUACCCAUGGGGGUGUUAAUUUUUUUAAAGAUUAGUAUUUAAGCUGAGCUUUAGAUUCUCUAAAAAUUAUCCUUAUUUCAAAAUGGCUUGAUAAAACACCACUUCCUGUCCAGGGAGGAAGUUAUUUUAGCUCAAGGACUGAAAUAUUUAGCAGAUCUUUAGACAAAAGGAACAAAUUACAUUUCUCUCUGGCUUAAAAAGGGUGCUUGAGCCAGAGGGGGUUAAGAAGCCCUUCCCCCUCCCCCUUAUGGAGUGGUCUGGAGGGGCAGGGAGGUGUGGGUUGGGGGUCUUAAGGCUCCCUUGGAUGGAGGAUCUAGGUUUUUUUCUUUUUUCUUUCUUUUUUUUUUUUUUGGUGGAGAUGAAGGGGUGGGUCUAUGGUACAUCACCUGAGUUGUGGGGUAAAUGUAGAGAGUGUCAAUCAAAGGCAGAGCUCUCAGAGCUGGGAAGGAGGCUCUAGAUGGCGGCUGUGCCUUAGAGAGAGCGCGCUUUGCUCCCUGCUUCGGUUCACUUUACGCAACUUUCCCUAACUUUCGGGCAGCCUCAGGGGGCCCCCGCAACCCCCUGCCUCUCCUAGUGACUUACUGGGGUCGAACCGAACCUUUUUUUGGGAGAAAAGCAGCUUUUAGGAGCUUUCUUUUCGUGCCUUGUUGGAAGAAGCUGCCGUAUUGAGAGCCCAGGUCGUUGUUUUUUCCAGCUUAGAAGCCAUGGCGCACCUCCAUUUUUGUGCGCUCUCCUAAUGAGGCUUUUUUUUCCCUUCCGGACCUGUUUUAGUAUUAAUUACUGCUUUAUUUUUUGACAAGUCAACACAUUUGAGGACUAUUUCAUUUACUUUUUGUUUUUUAACGGAGGAUUUUGCGUUAUUUUUAAUUAUUUUGGAUCUGAUAUUUUUCUACUACUAGAUAGGACUCUUGUUUUGGACAUACUACAUGGAUCAGUAAAUACCUGGGCACAGGACUUCAAAGCAAACACAGAUUCCCCCUCCCCCUUAAUAUUUAAGAAUUAAAAGAUGAUGAGAAAUAAGGACAAAAGCCAAGAGGAGGACAGUUCGCUACACAGCAAUGCAUCGAGUCAUUCGGCCUCUGAAGAAGCUUCGGGUUCAGACUCUGGCAGUCAGUCGGAAAGUGAACAGGGCAGCGAUCCUGGAAGUGGACAUGGCAGCGAGUCCAAUAGCAGUUCUGAAUCUUCUGAGAGUCAGUCAGAAUCUGAGAGUGAAUCAGCAGGUUCCAAAUCACAGCCAGUCCUUCCAGAAGCCAAAGAGAAGCCUGCCUCUAAGAAGGAACGGAUAGCUGAUGUGAAGAAGAUGUGGGAAGAAUAUCCUGAUGUUUAUGGGGUUAGGCGGUCAAACCGAAGCAGACAAGAACCAUCACGAUUUAACAUUAAGGAAGAGGCAAGUAGCGGGUCUGAGAGCGGGAGUCCAAAAAGAAGAGGCCAGAGGCAGCUGAAAAAACAAGAAAAAUGGAAACAGGACCCCUCAGAAGAUGAACAUGAGCAAGGCACCAGUGCAGAGAGUGACCCAGAACAAAAGAGAGUAACAGCUAGGAGACCUGUCCCCAGAAGAACAGUGCCCAAACCUCCAGUUAAAAAACAACCUAAGACUCAGCGUGGAAAGCGGAAAAAGCAGGAGUCUUCUGAUGACGAUGACGAUGACGAUGAAGCUCCCAAAAGGCAGACUCGACGAAGAGCUGCUAAAAAUGUGAGUUACAAAGAAGAUGAUGACUUUGAGACUGAUUCAGAUGAUCUCAUUGAAAUGACUGGAGAAGGAAUUGAUGAACAGCAAGAUAAUAGUGAAACUAUUGAAAAGGUCUUAGAUUCAAGACUGGGAAAGAAAGGAGCCACUGGAGCAUCCACCACUGUGUAUGCUGUUGAAGCCAAUGGAGACCCGAGUGGCGACUUUGACACGGAGAGGGAGGAAGGGGAAAUCCAAUACCUUAUCAAAUGGAAGGGCUGGUCUUACAUCCACAGCACAUGGGAGAGUGAAGAAUCCUUACAACAACAGAAAGUGAAGGGCCUGAAAAAACUGGAGAACUUCAAGAAGAAAGAGGAUGAGAUCAAACAAUGGUUAGGGAAAGUUUCUCCAGAAGAUGUUGAAUAUUUCAAUUGCCAACAGGAGCUGGCAUCAGAGUUGAAUAAACAGUAUCAGAUAGUAGAAAGAGUAAUAGCUGUGAAGACAGGUAAAUCUGCAUUGGGCCAAACAGAUUUUCCAGCUCAUAGUCGGAAGCCAGCGCCUUCAAAUGAGCCUGAAUAUCUAUGCAAAUGGAUGGGACUGCCCUAUUCAGAGUGUAGCUGGGAAGAUGAAGCCUUGAUCGGAAAGAAAUUCCAGAAUUGUAUCGACAGCUUCCAUAGUCGUAACAACUCCAAAACCAUUCCAACAAGAGAAUGCAAGGCACUAAAGCAAAGACCACGAUUUGUAGCUUUAAAGAAGCAGCCAGCAUACUUAGGAGGGGAGAAUCUGGAGCUCCGAGAUUAUCAGCUAGAGGGUCUCAACUGGCUUGCUCACUCCUGGUGCAAAAGCAACAGUGUAAUCCUUGCUGAUGAAAUGGGCCUAGGAAAGACCAUCCAGACCAUAUCAUUUCUCUCCUACCUGUUCCACCAGCACCAGCUCUAUGGACCCUUUCUUAUAGUCGUCCCCUUAUCCACCCUCACUUCAUGGCAGAGGGAGUUUGAAAUCUGGGCACCAGAGAUUAAUGUAGUGGUUUAUAUAGGUGACCUGAUGAGCAGAAAUACGAUAAGGGAAUAUGAGUGGAUUCAUUCUCAAACCAAAAGGUUGAAGUUCAAUGCACUUAUAACAACAUAUGAGAUCCUCUUAAAAGAUAAGACCGUGCUGGGCAGUAUUAACUGGGCCUUCCUGGGAGUAGAUGAAGCCCAUCGGUUGAAGAAUGAUGACUCUUUAUUGUAUAAAACUCUGAUUGAUUUCAAGUCCAGCCAUAGGCUACUGAUCACGGGCACCCCUCUUCAGAAUUCCCUCAAGGAACUUUGGUCUUUGCUGCACUUUAUUAUGCCGGAGAAGUUUGAGUUCUGGGAAGAUUUUGAAGAAGACCAUGGAAAGGGGAGAGAGAAUGGUUAUCAGAGUCUUCAUAAGGUACUAGAGCCUUUCCUUCUUCGGAGAGUCAAAAAAGAUGUGGAGAAAUCCCUUCCUGCCAAAGUGGAACAGAUUCUCAGGGUGGAGAUGUCAGCCCUUCAGAAACAGUAUUAUAAAUGGAUCCUGACCAGGAAUUACAAGGCUCUCGCCAAAGGAACAAGGGGCAGCACAUCUGGCUUUCUUAAUAUUGUGAUGGAGCUGAAAAAAUGCUGCAAUCACUGCUACCUGAUCAAAGCUCCAGAGGAAAAUGAAAGGGAGAACGGCCAGGAGGUCCUUCAGUCUCUAAUCAGGAGCAGUGGGAAGCUGAUUCUCUUAGACAAAUUGUUGACAAGACUCCGAGAAAGGGGAAACAGAGUCCUGAUCUUCUCUCAGAUGGUGAGGAUGUUGGAUAUUCUGGCCGAGUACCUGACUAUCAAACACUAUCCUUUCCAGCGCCUGGAUGGUUCUAUCAAGGGAGAAAUCCGAAAACAGGCAUUGGAUCACUUCAAUGCAGAUGGUUCUGAGGACUUCUGCUUCCUGCUCUCCACACGGGCUGGGGGCCUAGGAAUCAAUCUGGCUUCAGCGGACACAGUUGUCAUCUUUGACUCCGACUGGAAUCCCCAGAACGACUUGCAGGCACAAGCCCGAGCGCAUAGAAUCGGUCAGAAGAAGCAGGUGAAUAUUUACCGCUUGGUUACAAAGGGGACUGUGGAAGAGGAGAUCAUAGAACGGGCCAAAAAGAAGAUGGUGUUGGACCAUCUGGUGAUUCAGCGCAUGGACACCACUGGCAGGACAGUCCUCGAAAACAACUCAGGAAGAUCCAACUCUAAUCCUUUUAAUAAAGAAGAGCUGACCGCCAUCUUGAAAUUUGGAGCAGAGGAUCUCUUCAAAGAAAUUGAAGGAGAGGAGUCAGAGCCUCAGGAGAUGGACAUAGAUGAAAUCUUGCGCUUGGCUGAAACCAGAGAGAAUGAAGUGUCGACUAGUGCAACAGAUGAGCUUCUGUCGCAGUUUAAGGUUGCCAACUUUGCAACGAUGGAAGAUGAAGAGGAGCUAGAGGAACGUCCUCACAAGGACUGGGAUGAAAUCAUUCCAGAGGAGCAAAGGAAGAAAGUGGAGGAGGAGGAACGGCAGAAGGAGCUAGAAGAAAUCUAUAUGCUGCCGCGAAUUCGUAGUUCCACUAAAAAGGCUCAGACAAAUGACAGCGAUUCUGACACGGAGUCGAAGAGGCAAGCCCAGAGAUCGUCCGCUUCUGAGAGUGAGACAGACGACUCCGACGAUGAUAAGAAGCCGAAGCGCAGAGGGCGCCCCCGAAGUGUGCGCAAAGACCUGGUGGAGGGCUUCACGGACGCAGAGAUCCGAAGGUUCAUCAAGGCUUAUAAGAAGUUUGGUCUCCCUCUUGAAAGGCUAGAGUGCAUAGCACGUGAUGCCGAGCUAGUGGAUAAGUCUGUAGCAGACCUGAAACGCCUGGGGGAACUGAUUCAUAAUAGCUGUGUGUCAGCAAUGCAGGAAUAUGAAGAACAGCUGAAAGAAAAUGCCAGCGAAGGAAAAGGACCAGGCAAGAGAAGGGGCCCAACCAUCAAGAUCUCUGGGGUUCAGGUUAAUGUGAAGUCCAUUAUCCAACAUGAAGAAGAGUUUGAGAUGCUGCAUAAAUCGAUCCCUGUGGACCCUGAGGAAAAAAAAAAAUACUGCUUGAGCUGCCGAGUCAAAGCGGCGCAUUUCGAUGUGGAGUGGGGUGUGGAGGAUGAUUCUCGUCUGUUGCUUGGGAUCUAUGAACAUGGCUAUGGAAACUGGGAGCUAAUUAAGACAGACCCAGAGCUAAAACUCACUGAUAAAAUUCUACCAGUGGAGACAGAUAAAAAGCCUCAGGGGAAGCAGCUGCAGACCCGGGUGGACUACUUGCUGAAGCUGCUCAGGAAGGGUCUGGAGAAGAAGGGCACUGUGACCAGUGGGGAGGAGACCAAACUAAAGAAACGGAAGCCUCGAGUAAAGAAGGAAAAUAAAGCCCCCAGGCUGAAGGACGAGCAUGGGCUUGAACUGUCAUCCCCAAGACACUCAGACAACCAGUCUGAGGAGGGGGAAGUGAAGGAUGAUGGCUUAGAAAAAAGUCCAACGAAAAAAAAGCAGAAGAAGAAAGAGAACAAGGAGAACAAAGAGAAACCAGUGAGUUCUCGGAAGGACAGGGAAGGAGACAAAGAGAGGAAGAAGUCCAAGGACAAGAAAGAGAAGGUUAAAGGUGGUGAUGCCAAGUCUUCAAGUAAAUCAAAGCGAGCUCAGGGUCCUGUCCACAUUACAGCGGGAAGUGAACCUGUUCCCAUUGGGGAGGAUGAAGAUGAUGAUCUGGACCAGGAAACCUUCAGCAUUUGUAAAGAGAGGAUGAGGCCUGUGAAAAAGGCACUGAAACAGCUGGACAAACCUGACAAGGGACUCAAUGUGCAAGAACAGCUGGAGCACACCAGGAACUGCCUGCUUAAAAUUGGAGACCGCAUAGCUGAGUGCCUUAAAGCUUAUUCAGAUCAGGAGCACAUCAAAUUGUGGAGGAGGAACCUAUGGAUUUUUGUUUCCAAGUUUACAGAAUUUGAUGCACGAAAACUACAUAAAUUAUAUAAGAUGGCUCAUAAGAAAAGAUCUCAAGAAGAGGAGGAACAAAAGAAGAAAGAUGAUACGCUUGGUGGUAAGAAACCAUUUCGACCAGAGGCCUCGGGCUCAAGCCGGGAUUCUUUGAUAUCUCAGUCCCAUACCUCACACAACCUUCAUCCUCAGAAGCCUCAUUUGCCUGCCUCCCAUGGUCCACAGAUGCAUGGACAUCCAAGAGAUAACUACAGUCAUCCCAACAAGAGACACUUUAGUAAUGCAGAUCGAGGAGACUGGCAGAGGGAAAGAAAGUUCAACUAUGGUGGUGGUAACAAUGCCCCCUGGGGCAGUGACCGGCACCAUCAAUAUGAGCAGCACUGGUACAAGGAUCACCAUUAUGGUGACCGGAGACAUAUGGAUGCCCACCGUUCUGGAAGCUACCGACCUAACAACAUGUCCAGAAAGAGACCUUAUGAGCAGUACAGCAGCGACCGAGACCACCGGGGACACAGAGACUAUUAUGACAGGCACCAUCAUGACUCUAAGCGGAGGAGAUCAGAUGAUUUUAGGCCCCAGAAUUACCACCAGCAGGAUUUCCGACGAAUGUCUGACCACCGACCCACGAUGGGUUACCACGGCCAGGGACCCUCAGACCAUUACCGCUCUUUUCACACAGACAAGUUGGGGGAAUACAAACAGCCCCUGCCCUCACUGCACACUGCGGUCUCAGAUCCUCGCUCACCUCCUUCCCAGAAAUCUCCCCAUGAUUCCAAGUCACCCUUGGAUCACAGGUCUCCUUUGGAGAGGUCACUAGAACAGAAGAACAACCCAGAUUAUAACUGGAAUGUUCGGAAAACAUAAAGGACGGCUCCGCCAGGGAGAGGCCGCAGGAGUCGUCAAGCACUUGGACGUUCUGGCCUGGCCCAGCGGGGGCCAGUGCUCAGGCUGGGAGCGGAGUGUUUGGAUGCACUGCUGCUGAGUCCCUGAGUGGGGGUGAAGGAGCACUUGAGGGGGUGGAGGCCCUGGUCUGCUGCUGUGGUUUGCCCUCCACUCCUGCACUUUGGCACUCAUCCCAUCCUCGCCUCUGUGGCCUCCCACCUCUGAGGGUGCUCGGAGGAAGAGGCGACUUUCUGUCCCCGCUGCAUCCGGCUGCUUCCCCUGGGAAGGACUCGGGGAUCUCGAGAGUCAGUGAAUGUUAGAGUCAGCAUGAGUGACCAGGGCAAGGACCUGCUGGACAGUGUGUGAUUGGUUCACUAUGACACGAGGGAUGCUGCUGAUGGGAAGUGGGAGGUCACAGGGCGGGGUUCACACUGCAAGACUUGAAAGGGGAGCAGGUAUACCCCUCAGCUGUGUUCUUGGGAGAAAUGAUACACUUGGUCUCAUUAUGUGAAGGGGGUGGGGAUAAAGAGACAGGGAAUAACUUCCACCAUGGCCUCCUACCUGCCAACACUAAUUUUUUCCGUACUAUCUUUGUACAUUUCAAAGGUUUGGUCUUCUGGUGGGGUCCAUUUCCCUCUUUGUCAGGGAAAGUUGGAUCCCUCUGGCUGAUUUUAGAGUACUGUGACUUUGGCAUCAUCGGUGCCAGGUCUUACUUGUUUGGGGAGUGGGCUGAGUGGGUGUGGGGUGGAGAUGGGGGUGGGGUAGUGUGACCAGGAACUAGGAAUCCCUGGUGGGUUUCUGGUUCCUGGGUUGAGAAGGAAAGUCACAGGUCCUGGAGAUGGAAAUGGAGGUGGCCUGCUGAUGAGAUUCCUGCUGGUGAGCCCAGGGGUGGGGCACUCAUGCAGAUGGGGGCCGGGACUCCUGAUGUGGGCAGUGGUAGUGCCAGCAAGCAGGGAGCGUUCAGUGUUGCAGUGGGUCAGCGAAGGCACUUGCAUCUUGGUUCCUUUACACAGCUUGAAGAGGCAGGCAGGCUCUCCGGACCCACACCUCUCGACAGUGGAGGUGCAGUCAUGAAAACAGCUACUGAUGUGGUUACAUUGCCAUUGCAAGUUGGGAUUCAGUAGAAUCAAACCCUGCUGCUUUAAGAUCUGUAGAGUAUAAGCCUAAGUUAAUUUUUUCCCAAAUCCCAAGCAUCCAUGACUGGAGUAGCUGAGCUGUAUGAUGUUAGGAGGCCUGUGAGGGUCAGGCUGGGUCGAGGUGAGGGGGAGGGCCGCUGGUGGGUUGCAUCAUUGAAUGGCUCUUCUCAGUGGAUGGAUAACUGGGUUGGCCCUGUGGUUUUACUGACUUUCAGUAUAGCUUGCCAGUAUUGUUAGGGUAUCCAAAGCCUUUCUAGAUGGAGACAGCAAAACUGACUUGAACAUAUGGUAUGGUGUGCCUCUGUAAGCUCAUUCUGAGUUGAUGAAGUCUUGUGUUGGACAUACACAGGAUUCGGCUCUUGGGGAACUCCCUGGGGGAUAGGGUGGGGCCCGUCCUGGGCAGUACCAUUAAUGAUUUUCCCAAGACAAGCUUGAGUGGUGUCCUGGAGUGCAUCAUCUGGCCAUGGUAUGGCUGUGGUGGGCCAUUGCUUCUGCUGCUUAGAGUACCAAGGACCUGCAAGUCAGUCCUUGCAGCCAGUGCUCAGUAGACCAUCACCUUCUUGAUCCUCGUGGUCCUUUACCCUGACCAUGUACAUGCAUGACUGCCCUGGAGCUCCCUGGCUGUCGUCUCCUGCCUGUGGCCACACAGUGAAAAGGGAACCAUAGAUGGAGCUUCUUGCUGAUGACAUCAACACUAGUCUGUUUGGCCUGCUGUGCUCUGAGCUGUUGGGAGCGCAGCAAGAACAGGAGGUCCCCUGUGGAAGGUGGAGGGCUUUGCCUUUCCAUACUACCUAGGUCUGUCUGUCUGUCUUUCAACUUGUUGGUAGAAGUUACACGUUAUUCUCAAAGAUGUCUCAUCAUGAGGAAAAAGGAACUUCCUUUUGUUCACGUUCAGGACUAAAGUGCCAUAAAGUGUAGCAAAAGGCAAUGUUGGCCAGAUCAGUGUUACAUUGAUUCUAAGAUUGCAGUAUCUCCCACCAAACGUCUGUUCUAGGUGUUGACGUGUAUUUGAAGGGUGGGUUGGAGAAAGGAGGCAUUCCUCUUGCUUUAGACCAGCAUGUGCAUCACAUGCUUUACACGGAAAUUUGCACAGGCGGGAGACGAAGCCCGUGGAGCUCUGCUGGGCCUAGCUGGGCAGCCCGUGGUUGAGGAAAUGGCGGGACUUGAGGAGAGAGGGGGUGUUGCCAAGGCCUGAAGUACUGUGAUGCACUGUGACCCUAGAAAAGGACGGUGACGUCUCUGCUGAUCACUGUGUCCUCUCAUUGGCCAGCCUGCGGGAGCCCAAUCUCAUGGUCCUUCCUUGGACUCUGUAGUCAUUCCUUAAGCCCCGCCAAGGGAACGCAAACAUUUCUCACUGUGCUGCUGAUGUUCUGAGCUGGUGUGGCUGGCAGCUACAUCAGGCCGUGCAGAGCAAAGGUGAUUCACUUAAGUGUUCACACACAGCAACACUGAAAUCCUAUAGACCAAAACCCACUUGUCAGCAGGAGCCGUGUCCAGGCCCAGCACCCGUGGGCUGCUAGCUCAUCUGAGGCCAGCUGUAUCGGGUGAAGAGAGCCAUGCCAAGGGUCCAGGCUGCUUUAGUCCAUCUGUGCCCUACCCAUUUGGGAACAGGUGGUUUUUCUUGUAAACUUGUGGACUUUUGAAACCUGUUGACUAAACAGUAAUUAAUUUAUAUUUGUGAAAAAUGCCACUGUCCUAGUGAUUUCUGAUGUAAAUAAUGUUGUUUAUAUAGUAUGUAUUAAAAUUUUCCUACAUUGUAAAA
This is a messenger RNA of Peromyscus leucopus (white-footed mouse), 12103 nucleotides long. It is a transcript of the gene Chd2, whose product is annotated as chromodomain helicase DNA binding protein 2. Lineage: Eukaryota; Metazoa; Chordata; Mammalia; Rodentia; Cricetidae. The coding region runs from base 3704 to 9187 and encodes 1827 amino acids. Gene Ontology annotation, cellular component: chromatin; nucleus. The transcript is spliced from 43 exons. The record is from RefSeq and is a predicted model, not a curated record. Gene Ontology annotation, biological process: regulation of transcription by RNA polymerase II; nucleosome organization. Gene Ontology annotation, molecular function: ATP hydrolysis activity; histone binding; DNA binding.